AUAUGUUUUAUGCAGGGUUAGACAAGAAUAAAAAUGAAUAUUAAAUGAAGAAUGUUUAAUAAGAACAACAAGGAACACCUGUACAAUCAAAUAGAAAAUCUUCAGCAUCUGAUAAAUCAAAGCCUGCAAGUGCAAAACCUCCAAAAGUAUUAAAAGAUGCUGGUUCUAAGGCUAUUAAUUAUCCAUAAAUUACUCAUGAUAUUUUAGAUUAAUAAACAGCCAAUUUGAUUUUGAAAGAUCUUCCAAUAGGUAAUAAAAUAAUAAUAAAAUUUAAAUAAUAGGUUAACCAUCAUAACAAUUUGAUGCAGUUGAAGCUUUAUUAAAUCAACAUAAAAUAUAAAAUUAGAGUCCCAUCAGAAGUAGUUAAAAGGAUAGUGGAAAUUCAAAGGAUUUAAAUAGUGCUAUGGCAAGAAGAUUAGCAGAUGUUGAAAAAUUAUCAUAAAAUCAAAAAUUAGAAUUGAAAGAGAAAUACUAAAUAAUUGAAUAAUUGAGAGAGAAAGUAUAAGAAUUAACAGAAAUAAAUAGAAAAUUAGGUAGUGGAGAUAAAUAAGCAUAUAUGAAUGAGAUUAAUAAUUUAAAAGAAGAAAAUUAAAAGAAAUAAAAGAAAAUAGAAGAUAUGGAGAAGUUCUUAUAAAAAUAUGGAGUAAAGUGGGUUGGUGAUAAAAUAAGUGAUGAGGAUGAUAAAAAGAUGAAACAAAUGGCUUCAGAUAUGAAAUAAAUGAAACCAUUAUUUAAUUAUCAUUUACCAAAGGAGAUUUCAAUAGAUGUAAUAAAAAGAAGGAUAGAUGAAUUAAAUUAUAUAAUGGAGAAAGAUGGAGCUAAUUAAAUAGUAAAGAAUGCAAAUGGUAUGCAUUAAUUUUAAAAAAUGGAACCAGUACCUAUUGGAUUUUAUAAAAAUGGAAUUGCAAUGAGAGGAUAUAAAUUUUUUAGUUAUGGUUCAAAUGAUGCUUAUUAAAUAUUGGCAGAUAUAUUAGAGGGUUAUUUUCCAUAUUAAUUAAAGUAAUUUAUAAUUAAAAAUAUUAAUAGAUAAUAAUUUCCAAAUGGUACACCAUUAAAAUUAAUUGACAAGACUGAAGAAGUCUAUGAGGCAAAAGCAGAUGAUAAAAAAUAAUGUGGAUAUGAAGAUUUAGCAGAGAAAUAAUUGAAACCAAUGAAUAAAGAAUAAUUUUUAGAGGUAUGUAAAUUAUAUAUUAUAUUAUUUUAGUAAUUGCCUGAAUGUGUUAUUAAAAAUGGUAAAAUCAUACCUAUUAGAUCAGAUAUAGAAAAAAGAUUAUCUGGAUAACCAAAUUUAAAUGCAACAUAAUAAUUAAGAUCAGCAGGAUGCAGAUAAGAUCCAAUAGAUGGUAAUUGGAUAGUAGAUACUGAUGCAUAAAGAAAAGUUGAUAAUGGAGAAGAAUUAGAAGAUGUAUGUACAUUGAAAUUUAGAACUGAAACAGGAAAAUAUAGUUUAAUUGCUUUAAUGUAUGGAAAAUAAAGGAUUUGUGAUAUGUAUUAGAUGGUUUCAGGAUUAAAAGAAUAUUAGGAUAGAAAUAUUUAAAUAAUAUUGAAUUUUCCUCGAACUAUUUUUUAGAAAGAUGAUUAAACAACUUUAGAAGAUGCAGGAUUGAUGCCAAGUGCAUAAUUAUUUUUCAAUUUAAUAUGA
Molecule: messenger RNA, 1642 nt
Organism: Paramecium sonneborni
Lineage: Eukaryota; Ciliophora; Oligohymenophorea; Peniculida; Parameciidae
Source: the annotation of a GenBank genome assembly